Aspergillus niger is the source of this 2499-nucleotide messenger RNA. RefSeq lists its product as uncharacterized. The transcript has 3 exons. The coding region runs from base 1 to 2499 and encodes 832 amino acids. Lineage: Eukaryota; Fungi; Ascomycota; Eurotiomycetes; Eurotiales; Aspergillaceae. Gene Ontology annotation, biological process: carbohydrate metabolic process. The record is from RefSeq and is a predicted model, not a curated record.
AUGUCUGGGAAGCAAUUGACCAUCUUCACAUGCAGCAGCUUGCUGUUCGCGUCACUCAUAGUUAUUGCUGACAGAAGUGAUAGGGAGGCUGUCGUGCCCCCCACCCGAUAUGAAAUUGGUUCUGGAUUUACGAACUACACCGGUUAUGGGAAUGCAUCCUGCUUCACACUUGACCAGAAGAGCCCAUUAGUUACCCUAGACUACGGUACCGAGGUUGGAGGCUUCCCCUUAUUCCAUGUGGACUUUCUGUCAACUGCAGUCCAGCUCGAGGCCAAAUACACUGAAUCCAAAACUGGUCUUGAUGAGCCGUUUGGUGAUGGGCCAUGGACCUUUUCCAAUGGCCUUUCCAACACCUUCCGUGUCGAAACUUUCAAUGUCAACUCUCCUGGGACGGUGGAGUCGUUCUUCAUUCAAGGGGGUCUUCGCUGGCAGAACCUCAAGCUUCUCACGGAAGGCAGUGUCCGCAUAUGCCAAGCGGGUAUCAGAUCUCAAAAUGAUCGCACUGCGGUGGACAAGCUGCCUGGAUACUUCGAAAGCUCGAAUAAUCUGUAUAAUGAAAUCUGGGCCUUGGGGCCACGUACAGUCCAGCAAGCAUGCAUUGCUGCAGAUACCGCACCGUCGACAUGGGAAGUCACUGGAGACGGAGUGUAUCUUCGUGGACAGCAGCCUGCCCAAUCGGUGGCAGGAGCCUCCUUUAGCAACUACACCAUGACCUUCCAGACCAAUAUUGUCCGUGGAGGAACAGGAUGGAAGGUUGCCACGGGUGUGGGUGGCUUUGGUCCUUACUUUGUUCUUACCAGUGAAUAUCCUGUUGGCUCGACGUUUGUCAAUACAAACCGAACCAUUGUCCCCCCAAACUCACUAGCUGUGGGUUACGGGUGGAACUUGGUGAAUCAGACCUCGCUCACCACCGGAAAAGUGAACCAUUAUUCCUUGCCUUUCAACAUCAAGGAAGGGCAGUGGUAUGAGAUUUCAACCUCCAUUAAUGCGACCGGAUACGGCGUUACUAUCAAUGGAACUGAAAUAUUCGUGGCACUGGAUGACCUGCAAAUCGUAGCUGGCACUACUGGCUCCUCUGGCAGUCUGACAGGCGGUACCUGGGGUUUUGGGCCAUAUCAGGACCAAAUUGCGCUUGUCAAGGAUGUUACGGUUCAUGCGCAGAAUGGUACUAUGCUGUACCAGAAUCCUAUGACGCUCAGCUCCGUCCUCGAAGAAUAUGGAGUGAUGGCUAAUAAGCACUCCGUCUGUCUGGACGGCGCGAAAAGAGACCGCCUUGUCUGGAGUGAAUAUUGGAUUGGCCGUCAGGCACCGGACUCGUCGCAGUACGCUGGCUAUUUCAGCAUGUCACCAGCGAUAGGCCAGUCGGCGAAAUAUGUCGACACGUAUGCUUCUUUUGGGCUUCUCGAUUACCAGCUUUUCCUUCUCAACGUAUUCGCCGGUCACUACAGAAAUUCUGGCGACAAGGCGUUCGUAACCAAGCAUUGGGCGAAGAUCAAGAAGGGCGUGGAAGCUAUCCUGCCCUUGAUAGAUGAUCAAUCUGGACUGGCGGUCGCUACCGACAUCGGGGCAUUCUUCUCUGGAUCCGACAAUGGUACUGCAGUAUCGGCACUUCUUGCCCACACACUCGACCAGAUGGCCGAUGUUGCAUCCGCAAUGAAUGAGACAGAUGUCGCGACAACUUGGACUCGCUCGGCGACUUCAGUCAAAGCUGCGAUCCGCCAACAGCUCUGGAACCACCGCCUUGGAUACUACGCUACCGACUUGAGUGACCCGACCGAGCAGUCUAUCACCGGUAGCGCCUGGGCUAUUCUGGCGGGAGUCGCCAACGCCACGCAAGCAGAAUCCUCGCUCGCGGCGUUAUCAUCACUCCGGCUUGGUAUCGGCUACAAAACGACGAGCUCCGUUGCCAACGCAUCAUCGACUAAUCUUGCGCCUUUCCUCACUGGCUUCCUCCUAGAAGCGAUUAUGCAGGAAAGUCGCAAUAGCCCCAGUUCAAGCAAAGCGAGGACGACAGCUAUUGGCGUGCUCCUCGACCAGCUCUGGGCUGCGAUGGUGACCCAAAAUGAAUACUAUACUGGCACGACCUGGGAAUAUCUUUACCCUGAUGGCCGACCCGGGCUUGACUUCUAUACGUCGCAUGCGCACCCCUGGGCAGCUGCGCCGACGUAUGUUUUCUCGGAAUAUGUACUUGGUGUUCAGGCGACUUCGGCUGGGUUUUCUGAGUGGGAGUUUCGCCCAGCGAUGCUGGAUGUAAAUUUGUCCUGGGCGCGGGGAAGAGUGCCUACUCCUCAGGGGCCGAUCCAAGCUAGUUGGCAGUUGAAUGAAACGAGCGUGCAGUUGAGCGUGUGUGGGCCUAGUGGUACAGAGGGGGUUGUCAGGGUGCCAUUUGCUAUUAAAUCCUAUUCCGUGGAUGGGGAACAACAAACAAAUGACAAGGACGGCUUGGAAGUUCAAGUGUCCGGAGGAUCAUGUACUGAUAUCCAUGCUGUGAGAGGGUGA